This is a messenger RNA of Oikopleura dioica, 1083 nucleotides long. NCBI's taxonomy places the organism in Eukaryota, Metazoa, Chordata, Appendicularia, Copelata, Oikopleuridae. The record is from the annotation of a GenBank genome assembly.
AUGGCCCAAGCGCUGAAAGAUAGCCUUUUGGAUUUUAACAAGGUGCGGGCGUUUCAAGAGUUUUGCGGAAUUAGAGAAUGCAAAGAAGAUGAUCCUCGGGGAGAAGACGCCAUUGUCAGUGAAUCACAGCCAGAAAGAAAAGCGAGACAGCAGAGCGCUCGAUUCCGCGCCACAAAACCCUGGCUCCAUGAAUUCUUCAUGCUCGGAUCUGUCUUUGGCACCGAAAUCUUUUACAUUACCUACUUGCCCCUGAUCUUCUGGGGAUACGAAAAUUGGACUGGGCGACGUCUUGUCCAGAUCUGGGUGAUUACGAUGUACAUCGGCCAAGUUCUCAAAGAGUUCUGCCAAAUGCCUCGCCCAACCAGUCCUCCAGCUUUUCCGAUGGAACCGAACUUCAAGGCAGAAUUCGGAUUUCCUUCAACUCAUUCCAUCGCUGGAGCUUCCCUCGCUUUCGGCACGCUCCUCUCCAUCUGUGGAACUCAAGACGCAAUCUUUCCCUUCGCUCUUCUCGUUGCUACUGCUUUUACUGCUUGGGUCGCUCUUUCCCGCCUCUACAAAGGAAUGCAUUCCAUCCUCGACAUCCUUGGCGGCCUGGCCAUAUCUGCGCUGUAUCUCUUUUUCGGCUGGCAACACUUGGACAAAGUCGACCACUACAUUCGAACUGUUCCAUUUUCACCUAUCAUUUGCCUCGCUUCCAACUUCGUCCUCGGCUGGUUCUACCCCAACGGCGACUGUCCUUCUCGAAAAGAUACGAUCAUCAUUCUUGGAGUCGGCGCUGGAGUCAACAUUGCCAACUGGCUCAACUACAAACAAGGCCUGGACUACGACAUCUACGACCAACCUGAGUGGCACAUCAUCUUCUUCCGCGUCAUCCACGGACUGCUACUGACCGCUGGUGCUCGGGAAGUUGCUAAGACGGCCAUGAAGUCCCUCCUUUCUAAGGUCUUCGGCCCGAUCACCUCCGAAAACAUUCGAAAACAAGCGAUCGAAGUACCCCUUCAGUACUUUACUUAUACUUUCGUCGGUUUCACCGCUGUCUACCUCGCUCCACUUCUGUUUCUCAACCUCGGGCUGUAUCGCUAA